This is a messenger RNA of Dichotomopilus funicola, 1482 nucleotides long. Its product is annotated as HAD-like domain-containing protein. The transcript is spliced from 5 exons. Lineage: Eukaryota; Fungi; Ascomycota; Sordariomycetes; Sordariales; Chaetomiaceae. The record is from RefSeq and is a predicted model, not a curated record. Bases 1 to 1482 code for a protein of 493 amino acids. Gene Ontology annotation, cellular component: mitochondrion. Gene Ontology annotation, biological process: glycerophospholipid biosynthetic process.
AUGGCGAGCGUUAUAGCGCCCCUUUUGAGGCGCUCUCUCCGAGGACUAGCCACCUCUCUCCCAACACGGGCUCGCCCAGGGCGUUUGCCACCAUUGACGACCCGGCCGAAAUGCUUCCAAGCUAGCUUUUCUAUUGUCGUUGCCUGCCGGCCAACGGCCUCUGCUAGCCAAGGAAAGACAAAGCGAGAUGUCAGGAGUAGGAGGUUGUUCAACACGGACGUAGCAGUGGGAGGUUCGGGGCGGAAACCCCCUUCUUUUGCGUUUGCUUUUGAUAUCGAUGGCGUGUUGCUUCACGUCGCCAAGCCGAUUCCCGGCGCCACCGAGGUUCUGAAGUUUUUAAAUGACUACAAUAUUCCCUUUAUUUUACUAACCAAUGGAGGCGGGAAACACGAGACGGAUCGUGUCCGGGAUCUGAGCGAGAGGCUUGGUGUGGAGUUGUCUACCGACAAUUUUGUGCAGUCGCAUACCCCUUUUCAAGAACUGCUUGAUGGGCCGGACGGGCUGCGGGAUAAGACUGUUUUGGUUACCGGGUCGGAUUAUGAGAAGUGUCGGGCUAUUUUUAAAGCAUACGGCUUCAAAAACGUCAUAACCCCCGCCGACAUCUACGCCGCCAACCCAACCGUCUUCCCCUUCCAACACCCCUCCACCUUCACCACCCCGACCCUCCCCCUCCCCAAACCCCUCUACAACCUCCCCCCCACCUCCAAUCCCAACCCCAACCCCACAACCCUCCCCUCCCACCUCAAAAUCGACGCCAUAUUCGUCCUCAACGACCCCCGCGACUGGGCCCUCGACCUCCAAAUCCUAACCGACCUCUUACUCUCCCACAACGGCUACGUCGGCACCUACUCCCCGCGCAACGGCAACGGUGACCCGGCCGUGCUGGGACCCAACUACGGCUGGCAAACCGACGGCCAGCCGCCGCUAUACUUUUCCAACGCUGACUUGCUCUGGAGCGCGGGAUACCAUCUCCCGCGGCUGGGCCAGGGGGCGUUUCAGGCGGCGUUGGUGGGGUUGUGGGCACGGCUUACGGGGGGUGCGGAGUUGAAGAGACGGUGUAUUGGGAAGCCGCAGGGGGAGACAUAUCGGUUUGCGGAGAGGGUGUUGGGGAGGCAUCGGAGGGGGGUUUUGAGGGUGAUGGCGGCGGAGAAGACCGAUGGCGUGGACAAAGAAGGGGAAGCCGGAGACAACGUGGCUGCGCUGGAGAGGGUGUAUAUGGUUGGGGAUAACCCGGAGAGUGACAUUGCCGGGGCGAAUGGGUAUGAGAGUGAGAAUGGGACGGAUUGGGUGUCGGUGCUGGUUAGGACGGGAGUGUGGAGUGAGGGCCGGAGUGGGAAGUUGGAGGGAGUGUUUGAACCGAAGGUUGUUGUGGAUGAUGUGAUGGCGGCGGUGAAGUGGGCGUUGAGGAAGGAGGGCGAAGGACAUGUUGUUUCCACCAAAACGGCCGAGCUCAAGGCGAAUAUCAGCCGCUGUGCUAAAUAA